Molecule: messenger RNA, 7611 nt
Organism: Salvelinus fontinalis (brook trout)
Lineage: Eukaryota; Metazoa; Chordata; Actinopteri; Salmoniformes; Salmonidae
Product: trichohyalin-like
Exons: 15
Coding region: 593-6496 (1967 amino acids)
Biological process (GO): activation of GTPase activity; intracellular signal transduction
Cellular component (GO): cytoplasm; nucleus
Molecular function (GO): guanyl-nucleotide exchange factor activity; protein binding
Source: RefSeq, a predicted model, not a curated record
ACAAGGGAGAGUCACCCAGGAGGUGUACUUCCUGUAUUUGGUGAGAGAGGAAUGGAGCAGGAGAGAGAGAUAUAGUGAGUCAGCGAGCUUCAUCUCGGGAUCAACAGUAACUGAUCUCAUCAGUGUUGGAGGAAGGAGAACAGAUUGAUUAGUGGGAUAAAGUCCGUGGGCUUUUGUUUAGUUUGUCCAGAUUCUUCUGUUCAUUAACAGCGGCUGUGAAGACAAGACAGAGAGAAAAAGAGGAAGGGGAAGAUAAGUGUCAAUCUGUUCAGACUUGUUUGGGAAUUUGAGCAAGGAAGGAGGGAAGAGGAGGGGUGAAACAGCAAGAGAGAAGGAGGAGAGAGAGAGAGAAGAGCAGAGGGGAGAGGUUGACAGACAGAUUGAGAAGAAAACAUGCUGAGAGAGAGAGGGUCAGGAUUGGAUUAAUGUUGAAAUAGAACUCACCCCCCCCAGCAGAUCUGGAGAGGAAGGAUUGUUUGUGUUGUGCAAUCCUUGUUAGUUCACACUACUGAACUAACUGAGAGCUGCAGAGAGAAGGGAGACUGGACAUCUCUAGCGUACUAAACUCAGGUUCUGAAAAAAGUAUGUUACCAUGGGGACCAAACGCCCCAGUCUGACUCCCUUUGACACAUUUGAUCCAUCCAAUCAAAGUGCUUCCUACUUGAACCCUCAGCCAAUCAGCCAGAUCUGCCGUGAAACAAGUCCCAGACCUGGAACUAUGGCCCGGACAAACAGAGAGAGGGAGAGGAUCCGAGAGGAGGAAUGGAGGAGAGAAAGAGAAAUGGAGAGAUUUAAGGACAAGACAAAAAAUAGAAGAAAAGAGAUGGAACCAGGACCAAGAGAGAGGAACAGAGAGAAGGAAUGUGCCCCCAUAUCCAGAGGGAGGGAGGAGGAAAGGGAAUGGAGAGAGAGAGAAAGGGGGAGAGCGGGAGAGAGACAUGCCAAUGGAAGACCUACUUCAAAACUGGAGAUCAGGAACGACAGAGACAGAGAAAAGGAGAAAAAGAAAGGAGACACGUUUCCUACAAUUAUAAAACAUAGCAAAGAGAGAGACAGAAGAAUGAGUGCAUUUGUGGAGGAAGAUGUGGGGAAAGAAGGAACGAGACAAUUGGAGAGACAGAAGGGAACAGAGAUGGAUGACUGGGAGAGAGAACGAGAGACAGCAGCAAAGAUACAGCGGUAUCGAGAUGCAGAGAGGGACUUCCAAAGGUACAGAGAGAGGGAGAGGGAGAAGGAGAGAAUCAGGGCACAGGAGGACGGGGAGAAAAAUGGAGGGAGGCCCAUGGAGGAUAAGACAUUGAGACGGAGGGAGAGAGCAAGGGAAGCGGAGCCAGAUUUCAGAGAGAGGAGAAGAGAGAGGGACUCAAAGGGCAAUGACCUACGGAGCAAAAGAGAAAGGUAUAUGGAUGGAGAGCGAGAGAGGCCAAAACUCUGGCAGGGAGAAAGGGAAGUUAGAGGAAAAGAGGGAGAUUCACAGAACUAUUCGGAUAGAGAGGGCAGGGAUGGAAGGUGGGAAGGAAAUACAGAGGGCCAGAGGGACACCAGGAGUGAGGGAGACAGUGGUGGAGAGACGUGGAAAGAGAGAGUGAGAGAUGACAACAGAAGAGAACUGAAACAUCUGCACAGUAAAAGUGAGGGGGACACUGAGGGGAACGCAUCAUGGGAUAGAGUGAGAGAGAAAGAGAAAGAUGGACAGAAAUGGAGAGGGGGGGAGAUGUACAGAGAGAGGGAUGGAAGGAAAGAUGCUUAUAGACAGAGAGUGAGGGACGGGGGCAGGGGCAGGGACAUUGAUGGAGAGAGGGAGAUGGACAGAUACAGAGAGAGGAACAGGAGAAAAGCGAGGGAAGUGGAGAGGGAUGGGGUGAGAGAAGGGGGCAGGCGAGAGGACGGACCAAGGGAAAGGAGGGAUCUGGAGAAAGAUGGGGAGAAAACACAGCCCAAUGUAACAGGAGAGAGAGGGAAGCGGAUGGACAGAGAGAGAUUCAGAGAGAGGGAGAGAUAUUCCAAGGGGAAGGAUGAAGAGAGGAGGUGCAGGGAGAAGAGGGACAGAGAGACAGAUCCCAAAAGGGAGGGAGGAGCAGACGGAGCUAGCCGAUCGCCGAGUGAGACAGCCCCAAGGGUGCCACCACGAGCCCAGAGCAGCGGAGAAUGGAGCAGUGAUACAGAGAGGGAAAGAAAAUGGAAAAGAGGAAGAGAAAGUAAUGAAGAGGAGUCAGAGGGAGAGAAGGAUGUGGACAGGGGGCAGAGAGAGUGUGGUGAAAGAGAGAGACCAGAUAGAGUGAGGGGGAGAGAAGAUGGAGAGGAGGAGACGAUACCAAAGUGCCCUGAGCAGCGGAGGAUGUGGUUAGAACCACAGAAGGUCAGAUAUAACAAAGACUCCUCUUUAGAGGAUGAGGUUAGAGAGCGAGAAAGAGAUAGGCACAUUAACAGAUGGAGAGAUAGAAGUGAAGAAGAGGACAGAUCCGUGGAACAAAGGACAGGCAGAAAAAAAGAGAGGAAGGCAGAGGGAGAAGGACAAGAGGAUAGGUCGGUGGAACAAAGAAUGUCCAUAGACGAAGAAAGAGAAACUGUGAGGGAGGGAGGGAGGGAGAUGUAUUUGGAGAGAGGGUUAAAUGUAUAUGAAGAUGAUGAGACAGAAGCCUGGAGGAGUUAUAGCAGAGGAGAGGAACACCAGACUUACAGCGAUGGAGAGAGAGAGGAACUCUGGCAGAGGGACAGGGAGACGGAGAUAGAGAAUGUGACAGAUAACACAGAGGGUGACAGAGAGGAGGAAGAAGAAAGUGAUAGAUAUGCAGAGUGGGAAGGACAGAGGGAUAUAAUCCCUUCCUCUGAGGACGGCUUUAUCACUGUGUGCAGUGGUGGAGAAGAGGAGUUUGAGGACUGCAAAGAAUUCUUGGAGGUUGGGUUCACUAAUCAUGUUACCAGGCAACCUGUUAGCUUUCAGGGGAGCGAGGGAGAGAUGGAGAGAGGUGGAAGGAGAAGACAUGAAAGAGAGAGAGAAAGAACAGAAGAGCAGACAGAGCAAAAAGAUGAUGCAGUGGAGGGAGAGGUGAAUGACGGAAAGGGGAAGAAGCAACCCACCUAUGUAUUCUGUGUGAUUGGACAAACACUGUCCAGGUCAAAACCCAAUCAGACAGCAGUCCUGGGUGACAUGGAAUCAGAGCGGACCAAUCAAAAUCCUGGAUAUGGUCAUAGGGACAGUGGUGACAUCACACACCUCCCUCAUGAGCACCCUUCCAGAGAUGGAGACCAAGGGGCAGAGGAUGAGAGAAAAAUAGUGAGGGAUGAAACCCACGUGCCAAAGGGGGAGAGAACAGACACAGAAGAGAGCUCCAUAGUGGACGUCAGUCACACCACCCUAGAACGAGAGAGCGGAGAACGACUGAAGGUCAUGGAUGAGAACCCAUACGCUGAGAUAGAGCGGAGAAACUCUGAGACCGAAAAUCUCCUCAAAGAGUGGAGAGAAAGACAUAAAGAGUACACAGAAACAAGAGAGAGGGACCCAACAGACAGUAGGAGGACAGAACCAGAGAUAGGUCCAUCUUCACAUCACAGUGGAGAGUACCACCACCAUGGGAUCCCUGUAGUUGACCAAGCCACCUCUGACCAGAAUAACCCUGGAGUGAUGAGCCCAGAGGAAGCUGUGGCCAUCUGUAUAAGGGGAGCCUGGAGCACAGAAGAGGAGGCCAAGCGCCACUCCCAGGCCUCACACAUGAAGUGGGCCAAGAACGUAUUGAGCGAGAUCCUUGGCAGCUCGGAGGAACACGCCCUUGGCAACCCCCAGCCAGAGUCACAGGGAGGUCAAGAGGUCAGCCAGACUGCGAGAGGUACCGAGAGGGUAGAAGAGGAGCUAGAGGAAGAAAAGGAUGAGACGCUAGAGGGGGGAGGAGCCUCAACCGUCUACGCCACGGUUCAGAAGAGGACGAAGCGUGGGAGGAAGUCGGUGGAGGCGAGGCUGGCUGAACGGAAGGCAGAGCCAGGGAAAGUGGAGGAUGAGAGAGGUACAGGGGAGAAACUAACAGACAUGCAUGCUGAGGCUUUCACAGCUAUGCUUGGUGAUGACAAACCCAUAGACAUGCAUGCUGCCCUGACCCUACACAAUACUCAUGGUGACACACCUACAGACAGACAGGGAGAGGAGGUGGAGGGUAACAAUGUGUGUGCGGACAGACAAACAGACAGUCAUAUACAUAUCCAGGUAGAGAUGGUGACAGAGGUUGAGGGUGAGAUAGAGAAAGGGGUUGAAGUUGGGAACGAGGUUCAUAUACUGGAUGCAGAGAAAGAAGUGAAUGCCCAGAAAGAGGAAGAUCUGUUUCUCUCUGUGAGCAACACCCUGUACAAACCAACCAGCUGCCCCAGCCUUAUAUACAACCCUGAUUCAGAACAACCUAUCACCCCCAUAGAGGAAAAGACGGAGGAAGAAGGGGAGAAAGAGAGGACUGUGGGAGAGGGGGAAGAGAAUAGUGUGGUAGAGGAGAAGCAGGAAAGGAGGAUAGAAGAUGGGACCGAGGACAGGGGGAAAGUGGGAGACGCGACUGAGGAGAGGAAAGUGGAAAGGGAGGAGGAGAAGAGGGUAGGAGGGGAAGAGGAGAGGAUGAGGGAGGGCAAGGAAGAGAGUAAUAAAACGGGAGAAGGGGGGGUGAAGAGCACUUGUAGUUUCCAAGAUUUGGGCACCGAUGUUCGGUUUCGGAGGCGGGGGUUCCACAAGACAACAGAAAGAAGAAACGAGGAAGAAGAAGAAGGAAGAGAAGAUGUGAGGGAUCGCAGAACAAGAAUAUUCCAGGCGUCAGAUGAGGAGGUGAGCGUCAACUGGGGAGACGUGGACCUGAGGAAUGUCACGGAUACCAUCAGAAUGGAUAGGAGGAACUCCAAAUUUUACAAUUCCCAGCUCUACCAGGAGUACAGUGAGACAGCUCAGAACAGGGAGAUCUUCAGUCAGUCUUGCUCUGACGCCCUCUCCAUCUACGAGGAGCUCCCUGUCCACCUGUCCCCCGUACCCUCCUCCCUGGCCCCCUCGCUCCCUCCGGCCCGCAGGCCCUUACCCCGUCUCCCCCCAGUCAUCCACCCCCACUCUCUAUCCCACUCUGGCUCUACCUCCAGUGGCACCAGUGCCAAGUUCCUGCCCGUACCACAGCCGCCCCAGGCCCCCCCGGCCAGGACUUCCUCUCCCCGCCUCUCCAUCUCCCUCACCCAGUCCCCCAGCUUGUGGCAGGAGAUCCCUGAGGUCAGGAACAGUGCUGAGUUUGGGGAGCUGACUGACAACCAGAGACGCCUGCAGGAGGUGCAGUUUGAGGUUGUAACUUCGGAAGCGUCGUACUGUCGUAGUCUGGAUAUUGUGGUGGAUCACUUUGUCAAGUCUAAGCAGCUCGGGGAGCUGUUGACUACUCAGGACAGGAGCUGGCUGUUCUCCAGGCUGGCUGAUGUCCGAGCCAUCAGCCACAGUUUUCUGUCGAAGCUGGAAGAGAGGGUAGAAUCUGAUAUGAUGCACUUCACUGUGUGUGACAUCAUCGCUCGCCACUGUCAACGCUUCAAGAAGGUCUACGUGCCCUACCUCACCAACCAAUCAUAUCAGGAUGCCACUUACCAGAGACUCAUGGAUGAGAACCAUGGGUUCAGGCGGGUAGUGGAGAAGUUGGAACGCGGUCCAGUGUGUCAGCGUCUUCCUCUUCGCUCCUUCCUCAUCCUCCCCUUCCAGAGGAUCACACGAAUCAAACUCCUUGUGCAGAACAUUGUGAAGAGAACAGCCCAAGGCACAGAGGAGGAGGUCCAGGCCAUCAAAGCUAUGAAGCUACUGGAGAGGUUGAUCCAGGAGAGCAAUGACAGUAUUACUCAAAUGAAGAGCAUUGAGUCGCUGGUCUCUCUCAGUGCCAGAGUGGACUUUGAAUGCAGGACUCUCCCCCUGGUCAGUCAGUCUCGUAGGCUGGUGAGAGAGGGACCUGUGACUGAGAUGAUGGAUUUCUCUCUGAAGGAGACAGAGAGGAGUGUCUACCUUCACCUUUUCAAUGACUACCUGCUGCUGUCGCUGAACAAAGAAGGGGGCAGGUUCACGGUGAUAGACCAUGCUCCAGUGUCAGAACUGAGAGCUGAGAACUGUCGGGUCAAACUGCACUCUCUAGAGAAGAACCUUUUCCGCCUCCACCUUAACAAGAAAGCCCUGCUACUUAGCACCGACACACAAGGUGAUAAACUGCGUUGGAUCUCAGCUGUCUCCAGGCCCCAUCCUGUUAUUGACUACUCUACAGCUCAAGACUUCACACAGAUGCAGUGCGUCCGAGCCUUCGUUGCCCACCAACCAGACGAGCUGUCCCUGGAGAAGGCAGAGGUCAUUCUCGUCCACCAGCAGAGCAGCGACGGUUGGGUGGAGGGGACCAGGCUGUCAGACAGACACAGAGGAUGGACUCCUGAGUCCCACUUGGAAACCAUAGCCAGCCUCAGGGUCCGACAGCGCAACCUGUUGGACGCUCUAAAAAUUACCACAGCCACGGCUGCAGUUUGACAAACCAACCACUGCCUGACUACGCUGGGGGAAUCCUAGUCACUGUGUUACUGGGGACAUAUGGAUUUGGACAGUGGAUGAAACAUAGUGUUUCAGACUGGAGUUGUCCCUCCCGGCCUCACCCUGCUUAUUGGGGAUGAAUGGCAAGGGGAUGAAUGGCGUUAGAGGGGGUGCCUUAGAGAGAGGCACUGGACUGACAUGAAUACCUUUAACACUUACAGGAGUGUCAACGUAAAUGAUUGGAGGGGUUUGGAGGUGCCUGGGAGUGUCUAGGGUAGCCUUGUAAAUCAAACCCUGGCAAUGAAUGUCGAUGGACUGUUACAGGAUCAUUUGGAAAUCAGCCAUCUAAGAACAUCAGUGGAUUGAGGACCUGUAGCCCCGGAGAAGUACAGAAGUUUCUCCAUAACUACUUUACUUGGGGACUUUAAAAAGACAGUGUUAACACUCGGGCCUCCCGAGUGGCGCAGCAGUCUAAGACACUGCAUCGCAGUGCUAGAGGCUUCACGACAGACCUGGGUUCGAUUCCCAGGCUGUGUUGCAGCCGGCCGCGACCGGGAGACCCAGGAGGCGGCACCCAAUUGGCCCAGCGUCCUCCGGGUUAGGGGAGGGUUUUAGCUGGCCGGGAUGUCCUUGUCCCAUCGCGCUCUAGUGCCUCCUUGUGGCAGGUCGGGCGCAUGCACGCUGACUUUGGUCGCCAAUUGUGCGGUGUUUCCUCCUACACAUUGGUGUGGCUGGCUUCUGGGUUAAGCCAGCAGUGUGUCAAGAAGCAGUUUCGGAAGACACAUGGCUCUCGACCUUCGCCUCUCCCGAGUCCGUACAGGAGUUGCAGCGAUGGGACAAGACUGUAACUACCAAUGGGAUAUCAUGAAAAAGGGGUAAAAAAUAAAACACAAAAAUAAGACAUGGUAUGAUACACCAUGGCAGUGUUUUGCAAUAGAGGUUUUUGUCUUUGAACAAAAUGUUUCUAUAUAUUCAGGGCAAUGUAUUAUUUGUGUAUAUUACAAAGAUUUUAUAAAUGACUUUUAAAAAUAAGUGCAAUUAUCAAAAUAAGCUGUUCUGUCUGUGUUGAGGAAACUGAGAAGUAUGCUUUGGAAAUAAAUGGCCUAUGUGAAAUA